UUUUUGUUUGGUAAACGUAAAGCGAGUGAUCUUUUUACGCAUCAGCAUACCAUACCAGCGAGCUGUCCAUAGUCCAACCAGAAUCAAAGUGCAUCUUCAUUUCUUGCUUGGUUUGGCUGAUUAUUAGCAAACAAGGAAACCAUGGUUGCGAACACAGCUGGUGCCCGUGUUACCCGAGUGGCCGAACAAGCACGUAAGGCGCCAACGAGCGUCGAUUGCGACGACAUCCCCUUGUCGCCACAAGUAGAGGGUCGCAGCCCAGUUGCAGCGACACAUGAUUCUCGUACACCUACUCGAUUUGAAGUAACGCCAACAGGAUCCAUUUCGCCAGAGGAGGAAGAAUCGGCAACACCAAAGCGUCGAAACUCGAAUUUGGGUUCAAACUCGUCGCUGCCAAACGACAUUUUGGAGUCUCUAUCCCUGUCUUUGAGCGAUGUCAGGCCCACUGACAAUAACCCCAGGCGGAAGGAUCUUCCAAUGAGAGCACCAGAGCCUCCAGAGACUUCUGAUAACAACGUCAUUUCCCCCGGAAACAACAAAACAGCCAAUUCAGCUGCCAAUGAUCCGGUCCCCAACAAUGCGCCAGCCCCUAAACCGGUAAAGAAACCCCGGAGACUUUCUGCUGCAACCCUACGCCGACAAGCUCAACUUCAGGUACAGAGGAAAGGGCUUCCAGUAGACCAGCUACUGGCGCUGCAGGGAGUUAACGCCAUGGUAGACGAUCCAAAUGUCGAGCUGCCGAAAAGAGAGGUUUCCAAGGAGCCCCCUCGAAUGCAACAGGUAUCGCAGCCAAUAAUCGGAAAGCCGACAGCUAGGAAGGAAGAGGUUCCACCAUUGCAACCCAUGGCCCCGUCAACGCCUCCUGAAGUCGAACAACAGCAGAUGCAACAAACAGCCAAAAAGUCAAAACAACAACCAGUAAAGCAGACGACCAGAGAGGAGGAGGGAUCACCCGUACAAAAAAAAGCCACUCUCGGUUCCAGAAAGGUUGUGUCGUCUCCAGAGAGAAACAGUGUCAAGUUCUUGGCGGAUCCUGACACCAGCAUCGUCAAGAGUCAAGCCAAACCACCAUCGCCUCCCUCGCUGGAAAUGCCCACAUUGGACGACAACGACGCCAAACCCAGAGCUAGCAGUAUCCAGUACAAGAAAAGUUCCUCGUUCGCGCCCGAUGAAGUCGACAAAACCAACGACAAGCCACACGUUCCCCCGCCAGUACGCAAGAAAGCCCCACCUGUCCCAUCUCGCAAAGGCGGACUCAAGACAAAGAGCUCUUCGGUCCCGUCUUUACCCGUCACGAAACGAGAGGCCAUGGUAGACGAGAAGAAGUUGAUGGCAAACGCUCAACAGUCCCUCGAGUCACUGAGCGCUGGCACCUUGGCACAACUGAUGAAAGCGUUGCAAGCCGACAAGACAAAGACAUCCACCAACAUGAAAAGGCUCGUUGAAAGCAACCCCGCUGGUAGUUUCGUUGUGGAAUCUAAGCCUGGUACCUAUCACGUCCUGACCCCCAAUGUGUUGGCCAGGUUUGUAGCACAGGAUAACGCCAAAGCGCAACGAAGGCAUUCCGUGAGCAAUGCCAGCAUCACCAAGGCGACCCGCCAAGCAGCGAGACCCAAGGCUCCACCUACCAAGCCAACAUCCGUAAUUACCACCCGCAAUCAUGUGGAAGUGGAUGUCGACAGUUCGGAGAUUGAUGUGGAUGAUCUUGAUCUCGAGAGUGAGGCAUCGAGCAUAACGCAGGUGACGAAACGUGAGAGCUUUACAAUUGACGUGUAGCUUGCUUGCUUGAGAGCCCGAAGCAGGCACGAAGAAGGGGAGGUGGCACUCUGCAGCAAGUUGGCAAAGCAAGGCAAUCUCCGAGGAAGCUGUGAAUGUGGGAAAGUUAAAAAGCAAGGAGAGCUAGCAUUGAAUCAUGACAUUUUGUUGUCAAGCUAUUGUUAGGAGACAAGUGGUAAGAAUGGCUCGUUCCUGGAAGCAGACAGCAAAAAGCAAGCUCUCAAUCAGAUGAUAAGUGGGAAACAAAAUUGAGUAAUGUUUAGUUAGAGGAAGCAAGUUGGUCUAUUUUAAAAAAAAUAAUGAUCUCUCUCAACCGUCACAGAUACUGUAAUGUGAAGGUUGGAUGCAAAUCGUUAGCUCAGGCUGCACCUCUGGCCGUACCGGCACGGCACCGGUCCGUAGUAGAGUUGAAAGCUUCCGUACGUGUACUAUCCUAAGACUCUAUACUAUCUUUUAUUAAUAGC
Seminavis robusta is the source of this 2240-nucleotide messenger RNA. The record is from the annotation of a GenBank genome assembly. Lineage: Eukaryota; Bacillariophyta; Bacillariophyceae; Naviculales; Naviculaceae.